Messenger RNA from Suillus plorans, 788 nucleotides. RefSeq lists its product as uncharacterized. Gene Ontology annotation, biological process: actin filament debranching; negative regulation of Arp2/3 complex-mediated actin nucleation. The transcript has 4 exons. NCBI's taxonomy places the organism in Eukaryota, Fungi, Basidiomycota, Agaricomycetes, Boletales, Suillaceae. The record is from RefSeq and is a predicted model, not a curated record. Gene Ontology annotation, molecular function: actin binding; Arp2/3 complex binding. Gene Ontology annotation, cellular component: actin cortical patch. Bases 238 to 666 code for a protein of 142 amino acids.
UUAUCGCUAGUCAGAACUUGGGAGUUUUGGUUGUGUCCCCCGGCGGCAGAACUAGUGCACCUACAGGGAGGGUGACAGAACUUGGCAGAACUCCAAGGUAUCCAAGACUCGCGGAGAUGAUCUGAUAAUGCAGUUUGAAUUCAGUAGUAGAACCAUCGUCCCUAAAGUAAGAUACAACCGACCACGGUCAGGACCCCAAGUGGUUCUGCUCUUACCUUAUCUUAUCUUACUUGACUCAUGGCGUCGAAAGCAAGGACAGUGGACAUCAACGAGGAUGUCACAAAGGCCCUCAGAAAAUUUAGGUUCCAGCGUAGGAGCCAGGGACACGCAGCAAUCGUUAUCAAGAUCGAUAAGGCUGCUCUCAAGAUGGUCGUAGACGAGGAGUAUGACGAUAUUUCGAUCGAAGACCUUGUCGAGGAGCUGCCCCGAAACUCUCCCAGAUAUGUCGUGUUGUCAUAUGAACUCAAACACCGCGAUGGCAGGAUAUCAUUCCCACUAGUGCUUAUCAACUGGGCUCCAUCAUCAUCCGAGACAACCAUGAUGACAUUGCAUGCUAGCGCCCUCCUUGACUUUCAAAGAGUCGCAGAAGCAAACAAGACCAUCGAAGUUCGGGAUGUGGAAGAAGGACUCACUAAAGAAAUCGUCGACGAGAAACUUCUAUCUUAACCUCUGAGACUUGUAUCCGCGCCCGCAGUACAACAGGUCGAACAUACCGCCGACAUUACACUUUUACAUACCAUAAUCUAUCGCUGUGUACAGUUAUUCCGGAACGUUCAUUGACUUGAUAU